This is a messenger RNA of Mytilinidion resinicola, 1843 nucleotides long. Its product is annotated as CoA-transferase family III. Lineage: Eukaryota; Fungi; Ascomycota; Dothideomycetes; Mytilinidiales; Mytilinidiaceae. Gene Ontology annotation, molecular function: catalytic activity. The record is from RefSeq and is a predicted model, not a curated record. The transcript has a single exon. Bases 238 to 1686 code for a protein of 482 amino acids.
AUCUACAAUCCGCUCAUCCGUAAAAUCGUUCUAUACCACCGCGGUAAAAGUCCUCCGUCGGAGUUCUUAUGUCUCUCUACUUGUGUCUUUCCGUGCUCACAAUACUCUCCUCAAUCCUCCACCCUCAUCUGUUCAUCCCGAAAAUCCAUAAUACCUGGCACCUUGGUAGCUAACUAGCACACGCAGUUGAAUUGAUUGUUUCAAAAGCCGGCGAAGCCUCCAAAAAGAGACGGUGCCAUGGAGAACGCGGGCCCUAUUCCGAAUAGAGAAGCCUUUCUCGCAAAGGACACUGUGUCAUAUAUAUGGAAAGGCCUUCAACUACCUGAACAUGCCCUCAAGUCUCUCUCGUUAGAGGGCCAUGGGCUUGGCCUGCCAUCUUCCUUCAAGGUUGGGCAUCUUGCCCAAAGCACCAUAGGGCUAUCUGCCCUGACAGCUGCACUUGUCUAUUCUAGUCGCCAUCAGUCAGCAGUACCCCGGGUCACAGUCCCUUUGACUCAUGCAGUCAUCGAAUUCAAAUCGGAACGCCUCUAUGUGUUAGAUGGGAAGCCCACACCUUCUCCAUGGGGCCCCAUUGGAGGUCUCCACAAGACAUCAGACGGGUACGUCCGGAUUCAUGAUAAUUUCCCCGUGCAUCGCCUAGGGGCACUGGAACUGUUAGGGCUGCCCCCGAAUGCUUCAAGGAGCGAUGUAUCCAGCCAGACCCAAAAGUGGAAAUCAGUUGAUCUGGAGAAGGAGGGGAUCGAGAAGGGACUUGUAAUCUCCGCACUUCGAUCGUACAAGCAAUGGGACGUGCUACCACAGGCCAGCGCGAUUCCCGACUUUCCAAUCAUCUUGAAGAGAACAUCCAGCGUUACUUCCAGGACCAUAUCGUCUAGCGCUGGAAUCGACAGAUGUCUUCGCGGCUUACGCGUAGUGGAGAUGAGUAGAAUCAUUGCAGCACCAGUGGCCGGCAAGACUCUUGCGGCACAUGGCGCCGACGUGAUAUGGGUAACCUCGCCAAGUCUCCCCGACCUUCCCGUCCUGGACCGUGAUCUUGGAAGAGGGAAACGAACCGUUCAGCUCGACAUCAAGCACCCGGAAGAGAAAACCAAGCUUUUCGACCUGCUCCGCACGGCAGACGUCUUCAUUCAAGGAUACAGACCUGGUAGCCUCGCAUCUCACGGCCUAUCGACCGCGGACAUCAUCGCCAUCAAUCCGAAUAUAGUGAUAGGUAACAUGUCGGCGUAUGGGCCUUACGGCCCAUGGGCUCACAAUCGAGGCUUCGACUCCCUUGUGCAAACAUGCUCUGGCAUGAACAUUUCCGAGACGGAGCAUUAUGGUGGCGGUGAGCCGGCUCGACCCACACCUUGCCAAGCUCUAGACCACGCUGGUGGUUAUCUUCUUGCUACCGGUAUCAUGGCUACUUUGUACAAACGUGAAACCGGAGACGGGAUCUACGAGGUUGACGUAUCGUUGGCUGGCGUCAUGAAGUAUCUCAGGAGCUUAGGACAGUACCCCGAAAGGACAGGAUUUGAGUGCACUGACUACUCGAGCCCGGGGGAAGUUGAAGAGUAUUUGGAGACACGAGAGAGUGGAUUUGGGUCACUAAAAGCGGUGAAACAUUCUGCGAAGAUUGAAAGUGUGGAAGUUGGCUGGGAUAUCAUGCCCAAGCCGCUCGGCAGCGACGAGCCCAGAUGGCCGUUGUGAAAAGUUUUACUAUUGCGAGUCAAUCGCUACAUAAGCACCGCGCCGAGUGUCCAGGUAACGCCAGUGCACUCCAAAUCAGUUCGUUCUUCUCAUCUCUUUGAGAUGGUCUCCACUCUCAUGAUAUAGGAUGUCGAAUCCUUGAUUCUUUCAAACUUUU